This is a messenger RNA of Emiliania huxleyi CCMP1516, 1191 nucleotides long. RefSeq lists its product as hypothetical. Gene Ontology annotation, biological process: peptidyl-methionine modification. Gene Ontology annotation, cellular component: mitochondrion. Lineage: Eukaryota; Haptophyta; Isochrysidales; Noelaerhabdaceae. The record is from RefSeq and is a predicted model, not a curated record. The coding region runs from base 1 to 1191 and encodes 396 amino acids. Gene Ontology annotation, molecular function: peptide deformylase activity. The transcript is spliced from 2 exons.
AUGCUGCUGCUGCUCGCCCUAACGUCUUCUGUCACUCGCCGUGCCAUCAUUGCAGCGCCAGUCAGCGCCGCUGCGGCAGGGCAAGUCAGCGGCAGCGCUUCGGCAACGCAGCAGUCCUCUGCCGCACCACCGCCGGCGGCGCUUCUCCGCUCGGUCUCCGAGGCGGCCCGUGCGGGAACUCUCGGCCCGAUGGCCAUGUGGCCCGACCCUGUGCUCCGGCAUGUUGCGGCGCCAGUGGACGACUUUGGGCCCGUGGAGCAGUUUUCGCAGAUGCUGGUUGACGGCAUGGAGUCCACCGCGAUUGCCGCCACCCAGUACCACGUGAAUGCUCAGAUCAUCGCCCUCCGCGGCGCGAGCUCGCCGCUGCCCGGGCCGCUCGUGCUCGUCAACCCGCGGGUGCUCGCGAGGUCGCCUGAGGAGCAGAUGCGGCCGUGGAGAGAGGUCUGCCUCGUGCUGCCUCCCGGGCUGGAGGUGGACCUGCUCCGUGAUGCGUGGGUGACGGUCGAGAGCGCCGACAGCGCCGGCCGCCGCUCGACCCGCACGCUGCGCGGCGAGCCGGCACGCGCCUUCCAGCACGAGUACGACCACUUGCGAGGCGUGCUGAUCGUCGAUCACGCCGACCUCGCAGACCUGCCCGCUGAGUCGGAGCUCCUUGCGCAGCGCACCGCCGCGGCCGACGCCGGAGGGACAGUGAUCGGCUGCUCGUUUUGGCUCGGCUACCCCGCGCCGCUCUACUACGAGGACGUGCUCGACGUCGCCGCCCGCCUCGGCGAAGGCUGCCCCGCGCUCACGCCCGGCCGGCUGCUGCGCCGGGCCGAGUUCGAGACCGCCCUCGCCGCGAGUCGGCCGCGCGGGGCGCAGCUGCGCGGCAGGGACGGGUCCCCCCUCCCCUCCCUUACCCGAGGAACGGGGCGGGGCAGCCAGCAACCGCCCAGCGCGCUCGCCGUCGACGCGGCGUGGACGGCGCUCUCGGGCGGCUCCUCGUACGUCUCGCCCGAGGAGGUUGCGAGACAGCUCGGCCGGUGGCGGCCGGAGCCUGCCGUCUUCGUGCUGGACGAGUUCGAGCGCUCCCUCCUCGCGGGGCGUGCCGGCGUCGCCUCGGGCUACCUCAUCCUGUUUGGUAUGCAGGCGCUGGCUUUGGCGCUCUUUGUCGUACAGCCGCUGUGGGAAGCCGCGGUCGGCGCGACCUAG